GAAGAACUAUUGAUAAAUAGUGUACUGUACUCAGUAAUGUGUUGUUGCAGGUGCAAACAGUCAUGGCGGAGCUAGUGUUAGAUUCGAAUAUAAGAUUUUGGGUAUUUCUGCCGAUCGUUGUUAUCACGUUUUUGUUUGGUGUAUUAAGGCACUAUGUUUCUAUUCUUUUGGCGUCUCAAAAGAAACCGGAGCUCCAGCAAGUUCAGGACAGUCAAGUUAUGAUACGAGCACGACUUUUGAGAGAAAACGGAAAAUAUUUGCCGAAACAGUCGUUCCUCAUGCGACGGCACUUUUUCAACAACGAAGAAACUGGUUACUUCAAAACUCAAAAGCGAGCUCCUGUGUCACAAAAUCCGAUGACUGAUCCCAGCAUGAUGACAGACAUGCUUAAGGGCAACAUAACCAAUGUAAUUCCUAUGAUAAUGAUUGGCGGUUGGAUAAAUUUAAUGUUCUCAGGAUUUGUCACUACCAAAGUACCAUUUCCACUGACACUGCGUUUCAAGCCAAUGUUGCAGAGAGGUAUAGAGCUUGUGAGUUUAGACGCAUCAUGGGUUUCAUCAGCUUCGUGGUAUUUUCUAAAUGUUUUUGGACUGCGGAGCAUUUACACUUUAGUACUCGGCGAAAACAACGCAGCCGAUCAAGCACGCCACCUUCAAGAUCAGAUGUCGGGUGCUGCAAUGGCAAUGCCGCCAGAUCCGAAAGGAGCCUUCAAAGCCGAAUGGGAAGCACUGGAAAUUUGUGAACAUCACUGGGCUUUAAGCAACAUAGAGAAUGAUCUUGUAGAGAGUGUUACGUACGGAGAAAGUGAUUCGUGACCUACGCGUUGGCGACAACGGAGGUGCAGAAUAAUGAUGUUAGUUAAAGACAAGUUUUCAUAGCACCGCGGAUGUACAUGAACACUGCAGUAUUUGUUAAUUUUAUUUUCCAAAAAGUUUUAUGAAAAUAUAUCAGUGUGUAGUAAAUUAUUGUUGUUAGUGUUGUACAGACAUUCCUUUGAAAUACACAUUGAUGUUAAUGAAUUUGUAAA
This is a messenger RNA of Schistocerca cancellata (South American locust), 1027 nucleotides long. RefSeq names its product ER membrane protein complex subunit 3 (gene EMC3). Gene Ontology annotation, cellular component: membrane; EMC complex. The coding region runs from base 63 to 815 and encodes 250 amino acids. The record is from RefSeq and is a predicted model, not a curated record. The transcript has a single exon. Gene Ontology annotation, biological process: protein folding in endoplasmic reticulum. Lineage: Eukaryota; Metazoa; Arthropoda; Insecta; Orthoptera; Acrididae.